AUGGCACCCGCUAAGACAGCUACCCCCAAGAAGGGUGCAACCAAGAAGACACCCACCAAGAAAACUAGCCUUACACCUAAAAAGCAAAAUCCUCCCCCGACCAAGAGCAAAGCCAAAGGAAAGGCGGCUACUCCAAUCAUCAAGACCAAAGGAACACCAUUGCAAGCUCGGAAAGGUAAUGAAGCGGAAGCUGAAGAUGUUCCUCGAGUCGAUGAGGAAAAGCCAAGAUUGGCGCCAUUCUCUGAUGAGAUCCUGAGGAAUAUUCUUGAGCACUGUGAGGAGGAACAGGUCGAAGGAUAUUAUGUAGCUCAGAGGUCCCUGGCGAAUCUGAUGAGGGUGAACAGUGUCUUCCACAGACUUGCCGGUCCGGUCCUAUAUCGAUGUCCCAACGUAAUGGACUUCGAAGCCUUCUUUUAUGGGAUCGAGAAAUCUCUUGCAUGGGAUUAUCAUAUAUACUUUGAUCCUUUCAAUUGCGACAACACAUAUCGAUAUCAUUAUCCGGUCGGAAACAGAUAUACCAAGUUGUUCCUGUUGGAUAAUGUCAAACAUCUGAAAAUACUCUCAUGCCUUGUCCCAAGGAUCAGUUCAGAAGAUGGAGAAGAAACAAAAAUUGAUAAUCAUUAUCUAAGAGAAUUAGUGAAAAAUCCAAAAUAUCAAUUAUGUGAUGGACAUUAUCGCAAGAUGAAAGAUGCUUUUGAAAAAUCGCGUAGAUUCAAGAAAGGACGGAUGACUCCUAAUUUGCAAUCUUUACGUAUAGGAAGUACGGAGAGGUUCAAAUAUGAAGGUAUAAGAGGUGAUUUCAUCAAUGAUUGA
Kwoniella mangroviensis CBS 8507 is the source of this 813-nucleotide messenger RNA. RefSeq lists its product as uncharacterized. Lineage: Eukaryota; Fungi; Basidiomycota; Tremellomycetes; Tremellales; Cryptococcaceae. The record is from RefSeq and is a predicted model, not a curated record. The transcript has 2 exons. Bases 1 to 813 code for a protein of 270 amino acids.